GCAUAGCCCAAGUUCUCGUUCAUCGUGACAUCCACAGAGCUCGCACGCGCAGCCAUACUGCUCUACUAGGAGCCUGAAGCUAGGAUAUGCUCAACGAAGUCACCUUGGACGAGGAGAACUGAAAUUGUAGCACUUGAGACGCCACUAUGGCUGAAUCCGAUGUUCUUGUGUUAGGCGCGACAGGCUUUACAGGCCGUCUGAUCACCCGAUAUCUCGUAAAUCACCCCGACCGGUCAUCAUUCACCGUCGGAAUUGCUGCACGAUCCAAGUACAAGCUCGAGGAGCUCAAAUGCACCCUCGGGCUCGACGACAGUGUGAAAACAUAUCACGUUGACGUUAUGCAGCGCAGUCAGGUGGAAGAGGCCGUCAAGGGCGCCAAGGUUGUCAUCAGCGCUGUGGGUCCGUACUGGAAACUGGGGUCCGAGGUGGUCAGAGCAUGCGCACUGCAUGGGAGGCACUACGUCGACUUGUGUGGCGAGUCUCAUUUCACACGCAAGAUGAUCAUUCGUUGGGAUUACGUCGCAACAAAGAGCAAGGCGAUCAUCGUGCCUUCAUGCGCACACGACUCUGUCCCUGCUGACCUCCUGGUUUUUCUCUCCAACAAAACAAUGAAGGAAGCAGCAGGACCACACGCAGGAAUCGGCAGGUCCCUAACCGUCUACCGCAUGCUGGGAGGCAUCUCGGGUGGCACGCUCUCGACUAUAUCCAGCACCUUCGACAUCCCCACGAACAUCACUUCCGAAGGAUUUGCAGACUACUCCCUCAGCACCGGCAUUCAGGGCACUCCGAGUCCACGGCCUAGUCUCUGCUAUUCCGUCCCGCACACCUCCCCGUCCGAGUACGCGCUGCCGUACCCUGGUGCACAGCCCGAUCGCGCUAUCGUCCAGCGAACGUGGGGCCUCCACCAGCUGGCCGCAAUGCCGCUCAAAUUCCAGCCACGUGAAGACGCUGCGCUCAGCUACGGCCCAGCUUUGACAUACGAAGAGUGCAUUGUGCUUGACGGCGCGGCGAGCAGGGCGGUCGCACUGUUCACAAGUAUCACAUUCUAUGCGCUCCAGGCGACGUUGUUCCUGCUGCCGCCAGCGCAGUGGUUAUUCAAACGGGUUGUGUCGCUACUGGGAGAGGGCCCAUUGGAGAAAGCGAUGGAGAAGGGCUUCAUCGAGGCGACCAACUAUACGACCUCUGCCCCAGGUACGAGCACGUCUCCGAUCGAGGUCAAGACUGUGAUGCGUGGCCGGGGAGAUCCGGGGUACCUUCUGACUGCCAUCAUGAUCUCGGAGUCGGCACUGGCGCUGCUGCUCGAGCGGCCUGCUCUGCCGCCGCUUGCACAAUGGGGCGGGAUCCUCACCCCCGCGACUGCUUUUGGCGACGUGUUGGUCCGGCGUCUUGAGAACUCUGGGCGAUUCCAGUUCGAGAGCGAGGUGGUCGGCGCGCAUGUCGAUGUCGAGGAGGGGAGGAAGGCACGGUGAGGAGGAAGGCACGGUGAGGAGGAAGGCACGGUGAGGAGGAAGGCUAUGGAGGCUGCAGGUAGAAUGAUUUGCUUGCCAUUUGUGAGUAAUGUGCUGCAUUUAGAUCGCACGACUAUGUCUCCCGCUACAUCCCUAGAUGAUGCAAUACAACUUGUACACUGUCUGAUUACA
Molecule: messenger RNA, 1640 nt
Organism: Laetiporus sulphureus 93-53
Lineage: Eukaryota; Fungi; Basidiomycota; Agaricomycetes; Polyporales; Laetiporaceae
Exons: 8
Coding region: 147-1469 (440 amino acids)
Biological process (GO): glycolipid biosynthetic process
Cellular component (GO): mitochondrion; plasma membrane; lipid droplet
Source: RefSeq, a predicted model, not a curated record